AGAAUAGUUGCGAUUAGGGUGCGGUUGUGGAGGAGGAGGGGAGGGGGGUUUGUAAGUGACGCAUGAGAGGAGAGGAGAAGCCUUGGAUGGGAGGGUCGGGGACGGAGAGCAUCACGGCAUGUUCCGCCAGGGCAACAAGCGCCACCACCGCGGCUGGCUUGCAGCAGCGCCCUGCUGCGAGGCAGAAGCUGUUCGCGGAGAGGGUGACGCACAAUAGCAUGCCCGCGGCGCUGGUGGCCAGCACCAGCGAGCGCACGGCGGAGCUCGUGCAGAGGCGGAAGGGGACGGCGGGAGUCGCUAGCGUGGCGAAAGCAAUGACGCCUGUUUCGGAGUUUGGGUUUCACACGCUCGUCCCUAGCGAAGCUGAAUUUCGGGAGGUGUUUGGUCUUAUGACGAGGGUGGAGGUGGAGGAGGUGAAGGAGAAAAAAAAGUCGAAGAGAGUCUUCUUCAAAGGAUUCAAGUUGAAAGUGGGAAAUGCUUCGUUGAGAAGGUUAAUAAGUGGAGCUGUUGCGGGCGCCGUGUCAAGAACCGCAGUGGCGCCUUUGGAGACAAUUCGCACUCAUCUUAUGGUUGGGACUGGUGGUAAAAAUUCUGUAGUUGAUAUGUUUCAUACGAUCAUGGAAAGGGAUGGCUGGCAAGGACUGUUUCGAGGGAAUGGAGUCAACGUGCUGCGAGUGGCUCCAAGCAAAGCAAUUGAGCUCCUCGUCUAUGACUCAGUGAAGACUUUUCUGACGCCUAAAAAUGGUGCACCAUCGUAUAUUCCUGUCCCUCCCUCAACAAUUGCUGGAGCAACGGCUGGUAUAUGUUCCACAGUGACUAUGUACCCGCUUGAGCUGCUCAAGACUCGGUUGACUGUUGAGCAUGGUAUGUAUAACAACCUGCUACACGCAUUUGUCAAGAUUGUGAGUGAAGAAGGUCCUUUGGAGCUAUACAGAGGCCUACUUCCGAGUCUCAUUGGUGUGAUUCCAUAUGCAGCGAUGAACUACUGCUCUUAUGACACAUUGAGAAAGACGUACAGGAAAUUGACGAAGAAAGAACACAUUGGAAACCUAGAGACUCUUUUGAUGGGAUCUAUCGCAGGAGCCGUGGCCAGUACAGCGUCAUUCCCAUUAGAAGUCGCACGGAAACAGAUGCAGGUCGGAAAUAUAGGUGGGCGACAGGUAUACAAUAAUGUAUUUCAUGCGUUAUCUAGUAUUGUGAAGGAGCAAGGCCCUGGAGGCCUUUACCGUGGUCUUGGUCCUAGCUGCAUAAAAAUCAUUCCAGCUGCGGGUAUAUCAUUUAUGUGUUACGAAGCUUGCAAGCGAGUUUUAGUAGACGAGCAGGAGCAGGAUAAAUCGAAGGAUACAGAAGAGAGCAAAUUGGUUACUGAGGUCAAAAGAUAAUGCACUAGCACAUGCAUUCCGAUGGACACAUGCAACGCUGUGGACCGUCACUGGCUGACAACGCUCGGAGCGGUAGAAGUUUCCAGUAUUUUUGCAUACAAAAGACACGUUACUUGUUAAAACCAAGUAUUUAAUGUGAUGGGUGAUGAAAGAGCCAUCAUUGCGGCGAAUCACUACCUGUACCGAGCUCAAGUUUGGUGUUUGGUAGGACGUACAUAUUGGUGGUACUUCAAUUGAGCGAAUGAAGAAAUUAAGCUUCACGUCGUUUUUUUCAAAGUCAUGGUAUCAGGUCGGCUUCUCCUAAUUAGGUUGGGAUCAUAUCGUGGACAGCGUGUGUUCCAAGUUCUAAAAUUGACAGCCUGGAGCUGAGGGACUGCAUAAAGCUGGAUGGCUCUUGAAGAGGUAAGGUAGUUCUUGGAAGCCGAAGCUGAAUUUUUAGAGAUACAUGUUAAUUUUCUACAGCUGGAAGGUUGGAUAUGAAGUUCAUUCAGGACUCGCGAUGUGUUCACACCAAGGUCCAUUGUACACGAGUAUCAUGGCGCUAGGCUAACUACUCGUAAAAUUUUGGCACAGUAGUUCUGAGUGUUGAUGAGUGUUGCUCUAAGAGUGUAGCUUCUUGGGGCGUUUUUUUCUUAGUUCACUGGAAACUUACUCCUGAAAGAGAAGAGGGAUAUGUCCUCAUUUGGCCAGACUUGGUCGCUCAAGCUGAUCUCAUACUUUUGUUCCUUGUAUAUGUACCAUGACAUACUAGACUCCUAUUCAUAGUUUGAAGAAUUGUUCUCAACUCGUUGGAUCGUAGUGUAAUAGUUGAUCAGAUAGAAUUCCUACUAUUUUGCUUCUGGCCUAUUAUAGAGAGGUCUCAUCUAUUUCUAGCUAUAUUUUGGUACUCAUGUGUAUUGCUUUGUGUAGGAGUGCACGUAACCGGGAUUCCGGUCCAUUGGCAUCAUUUUGUUUUCAUAAUUAGUCACUGUAGACUUAGAAACUACUGUUACUGUUCCUUGGAAUAAGCUGUUAGCAGUAUGAAGUAGAUUUCUACGUGCAGUACGAUGCAUGGUCUGAAACGAGACCUGAGGAAACCCCUUGGUACUAAUCCACGUUCAACUUAAUCAUUGUUAACAGUA
Messenger RNA from Physcomitrium patens, 2503 nucleotides. RefSeq names its product adenine nucleotide transporter BT1, chloroplastic/mitochondrial. The record is from RefSeq and is a predicted model, not a curated record. Lineage: Eukaryota; Viridiplantae; Streptophyta; Bryopsida; Funariales; Funariaceae. Gene Ontology annotation, biological process: transmembrane transport.